AUGCCACUCUCCCUCUAUCGCCGCAAACCUCUUCCGGUUCGUCCAACAAGUCCUCAUCAACCCGUCCCCGUCUCAAGUCGCAUCCCCACGGGCUACAAAUCCCAACCCCACUCUCUCCGGUCUCUCUUCAUGAGAGUCAGCAAGGCCCAUCCUCUUCCCCCACGGCAACCGCUUAUCCAACGCAACAUAAACAACGACUUCCACAGUCAAUCUGACCUCUAUUACCCUCAUCCCACGUCUCAGCCCAUCUCUGUCUCUUCACUCCUCCUCCUAACUACCAUCUAUCGCCGGCGCAUCACGACUCAUCCAAGUUCUAAUCCUCAUCUCCACAAUCCACUCGGCCCACGCACUCCAAACUUGUUCGACACCGUCCCCCGACACGUCGCUCGAUCCUCCUCUCAAUAA
Knipowitschia caucasica is the source of this 405-nucleotide messenger RNA. The record is from the annotation of a GenBank genome assembly. Lineage: Eukaryota; Metazoa; Chordata; Actinopteri; Gobiiformes; Gobiidae.